AUCCAUUACUCUCUUCAUCUACCAUCGCCGCACUUGGACGCACAUCUUCAUCUGCCAUCGCCGAUCUUCAUCUCAGACAGACUGAGAAUGGAAUCCAAAAACGAGUGGAUGGACACCAACAUCCAAUCCCCACUUGCAAAAGAUCCGGCAACACCCCCGUCCUCCCAAAAUUUGCGCCAGUGGAGACCAGCUGCACAGCGGAAUCUCAAAAACCAGUGGUUGAAAUUGGCUUCUCUAUGGAAGGACUGGCUCUCUUCUUCCCCUACUGCUCGCUCCCACGCCGCUUCUUUAGUAAACUCUUAUCUCUCGCAGAGGUACAUGGAUGGAAUGGAGUUUGGAGUUUUGAGUGAAAUGCCAGAAAUACGAAAGAAAGCAUGCCACAAGCUAUUCAAGCAGCAGGUGAUCAAUAAGGAUCAGCUACUGUCAUCCUACAAAACAUUGGUUGGGAUUGUUACUCAAAUGGUAAACACUUCAAGAUCUAUGAGGUGUUAUCGCAAAGGGAUGAGCAGCAGCCCAAUUAUACAGUUUGCUUGCAGCCCUUCUGUUGAUAAUAAUCAUCUCAAUGACACUGGCGGUGAUGGUGGUGGAGUUCCUGUGUUCACCUUUUUGCCAGUAUCUUCUUUCGAGCAAAUGGCAGAAGAGCUGGUUCGAAUGCUAGAAUCUGAAAUUAACUUAAAGCGGUUACUUGUGAUGGAAUUAUUCUCCAUUAGUGACAAAGACAACUGCAUGGAUUGGUCAGAAGAGUUGUAUCCAGGGGAGUUUGAUGAUCUCUUUAUAUGCGGUUUGUACACCAAUGAGCCAAUUUUCCCAAGUCACACAAACUGCAAAUCAAACUCACCUGCAAAUUCAUCUAGUGAUCAAGCAGAGAGGAAUGUUCUCCAGGUGUACUUAACAACAUGGCUUGCAGAAGUGAAAAUUGACAGACUCAGGAUUGAUGAAAUAUUCUCUAUAGUAGGAGAGGAAAUGCAUAUCAGUCUCACCUGAGGAGCUCGGAAUGAUUAAUUCAUUUGAGAUUGAUUGAUACACGAUAUGAAGAAGGUAGAAGACUUGUGGCCGGACAAGAAGAAAUUAAUGGUGUGUACAUUCCGCCCGCAGAUCCCUCCCCAAUGAUAAGUUGGUGUUCAACAAUGUAAAGUUACUUUGUCUCAAAACAGCAGCUAUUUCUACGACUCUGCAAAGUUUCGAUACAGUAGUUGAUUGAUUGCACUUGGGUACUUGUUGAAAGUGAUGAUUCAAAUGAAGAUGAAAAGGAGGCUAAAAAUACUGUUGAUGCUGCCGCAACUAACUAGAGUGGCAGCCCUGAUCAAAGAGACCGGCCUGGAUCUUCUCGGAGUCGGAGUCGGAGUCAGAGUACACAGCUAGCUAGCUGGUUACCUUCAAAGUAUUGUAGGAUGAGAGUAACCAGGUGAUCUCUUUGAUCAGGGCUGCCUCUCCUUUUCAUCUUCAUCUCAAUCGUCACUUUCAACACGUACCCAAGUGCAAUCAAUCAACUACCGUAUCCAAACUUCGAAGCCUGUGGCAGAGUCGUAGAAAUAGUUGCUGUUUUGAGACAAAGUAACUUUACGUUGCUGAAUACCAGCUUAUCGUUGGGGAGGGAAUACGAAACACCCUGCGGGUGGAAUGUACACACCGUUUAUUUCUUCUUGGCCAGCCGCAAGUCUUCUACCUUCUUCAUAUCGUGUAUCAAUCAAUCUCAAAUGAAUUAAUCAUUCCAAGCUCCUCAACUUCAAUAUUGUUCAUCCUUCGGGCAACUAGACAUGUUUUUGCAGCUCCUUCCAAAUUGGGUACCAAGAGUUGUUGAUUUGAACACAAGAAUGUGACAAUAUAUUCUCCAUUCUUUUCAGCAUCACAUUGCUUUGUUCAGUCUUGAUGUUCUUCACGGCCGGCAUUUGAUUUGCAGGAAGGAAUAGUUCUGAGCAGGUAGGAACAGUGUUGGAACAAUAAUCUUAGGUUAUGUUUGGUAUGACUGAAUUAAACGUGUCAUCUAAUGAUUAUCACACACAUAUGUUGUAUUGAGUUAGUAGCGAAAUCACAAAAACAAAUGUAUAACCUUUUG
Molecule: messenger RNA, 2056 nt
Organism: Cuscuta campestris
Lineage: Eukaryota; Viridiplantae; Streptophyta; Magnoliopsida; Solanales; Convolvulaceae
Source: the annotation of a GenBank genome assembly